Nannospalax galili (Upper Galilee mountains blind mole rat) is the source of this 2527-nucleotide messenger RNA. It is a transcript of the gene CUNH19orf47, whose product is annotated as chromosome unknown C19orf47 homolog. The transcript is spliced from 10 exons. The coding region runs from base 212 to 1450 and encodes 412 amino acids. Gene Ontology annotation, cellular component: nucleus. Lineage: Eukaryota; Metazoa; Chordata; Mammalia; Rodentia; Spalacidae. The record is from RefSeq and is a predicted model, not a curated record.
CUUCCGUACCGGGCUUUUGUGGGGCGGGGGUUCGGGGACUGCUUCCCAGGCCCAGGUUCUGGGAGGAGUGUCUGACAGUUGGCACGGCUGGGAGGGCGACCCGGCGGCGCGAGGGUGCGGGCCGGGUGGGCCAGGUUCAUUAUGAGAAGUAGCUGAGAUGUGGCAAUCCUCAGUUCCUGGUACAGACUAAACCCUCAGAGGGACCUGCUCCAUGGGUGUCGGAAUCAGGGAGAACUUGUUUUUGAAUCUCAGUAAGGCUCCCGGGAACAGGAUCAAGGCCAGAGAGACGAUGGUCUCGGUGACUAUGGCCACUUCCGAAUGGAUCCAGUUCUUCAAGGAAGCCGGCAUUCCUCCGGGACCUGCUGUUAAUUACGCUGUGAUGUUUGUGGAUAAUCGGAUCCAGAAGAGCAUGCUGCUGGAUCUCAACAAGGAAAUCAUGAAUGAGCUGGGUGUGACUGUGGUGGGUGACAUCAUUGCCAUCCUUAAGCACGCCAAGGUGGUGCACCGCCAGGACAUGUGCAAAGCUGCCACUGAGUCUGUGCCCUGCAGUCCCAACCCCCAGAGUGAGCUUCGCCGUGGUGCCUCUAGUGCCGCCUCUCGAAUGAUUGCCAACAGCCUAAACCACGACUCCCCACCACACAGUCCCCCAAGGCGGCCAGACACCAACACCUCCAAGAUCUCUGUCACUGUGUCCAAUAAGAUGGCAGUGAAGAGUGCCAAAGCAGCUGCUUUGGCCCGCAGGGAGGAGGACAACCUGGCUGUUCCUACCAAGCGGCGCCGGGUCACGGCAGAGAUGGAGGGGAAGUACAUCAUCCACAUGCCCAAGGGUACCACCCCUCGCACUCGCAAGAUCCUGGAGCAACAGCAGGCAGCGAAAGGUCUCCACAGGACGUCUGUGUUUGAUCGCCUUGGCGCUGAAACCAAGGCGGACACGACAACGGGGACUAAGCCCACAGGAGUUUUCAGCCGCUUGGGGGCCACCCCAGAGAUGGAUGAGGAUCUGGCCUGGGACAGCGAUAAUGACAGCAGCAGCUCUGUCCUUCAGUACGCCGGGGUCCUGAAGAAUCUAGGACGGGGCCCAGCCAAGGCCAGUUCUCAGCCAGCACUGACUGUCAAAGCCAAGGCCACAAGCUCAGCCACCACGACAAUGGCUGCCCCCCCUGCGCUGCGGCGCCUGGCACUUUCCUCUCGCCCUGGGCUGGAGAAGAAGCCAGAGUCCCAACCCAAAGUCAGCAUCAUUCAGAGACUGGGCAAGGCUGCCGCUGUGCCUGAGGCCCAGGACAGCCAGGUCACAAGCACCAAGAGUAAGUCCUCAGCUGAGGUCAAGUUCACCAUUAAGAGGACUCUGGUGGGGCCCCGGGGAAACAGCUCCAGCGAGAGCCUUGGUGCCCAGAUGGACCAUGCUGGCACUGUGAGCGUGUUCAAAAGACUGGGCCGCAGGACCUUCUAGCUGGUACACAGGGUUGGGUGGACCUUCUAGCUGAUACACAGAGCUGCGGUCGGCCACCCUGGCCCCUUCCAGCCUCUCAUGAGGGUUCAUCUCCCCUCCCUGCCAGUUCUAGAUGACCUGGGGCUCGGCUCCCUCAAGUGUUCACACUGGUCCCAAACACUUGGGGAUUCAGGCAUUUUUCCUGGUCUUUGAUGUUCCUUGCCCACUCUGGAACUCUUCCCCAUUCUCCUGCCUUCUGUUCUCUGCCCUCCAGCUGUGGCCUUGGCAUACUCCCCUUUUCUACCUCUCCCCAAGGCCAAGUGCCCUGCCCCUUCCAUGCAUUCCGCCUUCCCCCCUUUCCAGCAGCACCUGCUGCCUCACAUCCACCUGUCCCCUUGCCUCCGUGCAAAGAGGUGUUACCUGGAGGGACUCCCUUUUCCCCACCCUGUGACUACCUCCUUCCUCUGCCCCUUCCCUGCUGGGUGUCUCCGUGUCUUCACUCUUUUCAUUUCUCUUCUGUUUUCUGUCCCUAUGGCAAGGCCCGACCGUCCGCUGCGUCCUGCCCAACCCUCCUGCACCUCUGGCCUCCCAGCGGCCCCCUCGUCGACGGUGGCGUCGAGCUUGUAGAGACUGUUAGCCGCCCUCCAUUCCCAGGCUGGAGGGACCCCCCCAGACCCUGGGCUGCAGCCGGGGCUCCUCCGUUUCCCUGCCCUGGCCGUUUUUUUCUUUUAUGGGUGGUGGGCAAGGGGCAUUGGGAAGGGAGAGAUUUCUGAGAGAUGACAGCUGUUUGAAUAUAUUUUUGUGACAUCCAAAACGUUUCCUUACCCUCCUUCAGCGUGAGUCACAGAUCUGUUCUUCAUACCAACACAGUGAGGGGUGGGCGCUGGGGAAGGGCUGGACCCAGAGCUCCUUCAUGCACCAGGCCCUGGGUUGAGGGGAGUCAUGGUCACAGUCACCGCUCAGCUAAGCCACCUCCUCUCCUACAAGCUCUGUCACUGUGGCUUUCCCCAGGGGUUCAUCUGCUCCUGCCACUCUGCCUUUUGGUUGCUUUCUUUCCUUUGUUCUUUUUGUUUGUUUUAUUUUUGUUGUUGUUGUUGG